Molecule: messenger RNA, 339 nt
Organism: Meira miltonrushii
Lineage: Eukaryota; Fungi; Basidiomycota; Exobasidiomycetes; Exobasidiales; Brachybasidiaceae
Product: putative Rab7
Exons: 2
Biological process (GO): regulation of vacuole fusion, non-autophagic
Cellular component (GO): vacuole; fungal-type vacuole membrane; late endosome
Molecular function (GO): GTPase activity; GTP binding
Source: RefSeq, a predicted model, not a curated record
AUGUCAAGGCCACUGAAAGUAUUAAUAAUAGGUGAUGGAGAUGCAGGGAAGACUUCUUUACGUUCACGCUAUUUGACCGAUCAAUUCAAACCUGCUUAUCGUGCAACAAUCGGAGCGGAUUUUGUAUCAAAAACGAUUGAAGUUUCAGUAAAGGUAACACUUUCAAUAUGGGAUACAGCAGGACAAGAACGAUUCAGAAGUUUAGGAACGGCUUUUUAUCGAGGUGCUGAUGCUGUGAUUAUCGCAUUCGAUAUUACCAACAAAGGUGCUUUGGCGCGUACUUUAUCAUGGUAUCGAGACUUUUGUUCAAUGGGUGAUUUGAGUGAUGAAUCGGACUUU